Messenger RNA from Aspergillus calidoustus, 1044 nucleotides. The record is from the annotation of a GenBank genome assembly. Lineage: Eukaryota; Fungi; Ascomycota; Eurotiomycetes; Eurotiales; Aspergillaceae.
AUGGAACGUGCCAACUCACUCGAAGAGAGCGCUACUAACAUUAGCAGGGUGAACGCCAAGGGAGAGUUCGUCUACAUCAAGUACCACUUCCUCGCGGACCACGGCCAGAAGCAGUUCACUGCCGACGAAUCCCUGAAGUACGGAGGCGAAGACCCCGACUACUCGAAGCGCGAGCUUUGGCGAAAAAUUGAACACGGAGAACAACUUACCUGGACUGCCCACAUUCAAAUCAUGCAGCCCGAAGAGGCAGACCCGGCGAAGCUCGGAUUCGACCCGUUCGACGUGACGAAAGUCUGGCCCAAGAAACAGUUUCCACUACAAGAGUUUGGCAAGUUGGUCCUAAACAAGAACCCUGAGAACUUCCACCGCGACGUCGAGCAGGCAGCCUUCUCUCCUGGAAGCAUGGUCCCCGGCAUCGAAGACAGCCCCGACCCCCUUCUACAAUUCCGCAUGUUCUUCUACCGCGAUGCGCAGUACCACCGCAUCGGGAUCAACCUGCACCAAGUUCCGGUGAAUUGCCCCUUCAUGGCCUCCUCGUAUUCCUCCCUAAACUUUGAUGGCCAAAUGCGCGUCGACGCAAAUCACGCCAUGAACCCCCAAUACGCGCCCAACAGCUUCACAAACAAAUUCCGUCCGGACACCGCCGAAGCCCCUUAUCAACUCGCCGACAGUCUCGUUGGCCGCAAAUCGCACUUCUUCCACGAGGGCAAGGACUCUGAGUAUGAUCAGGCCCGGAACUUGUACAUGGACGUCAUGGACGCGCGGGCGCGCCAGCAUCUGCACGCGAAUACUGUGCGGCUUUUGAAGUUGGUCGAGUAUCCUGAGAUCCAGGUGAAGUAUCUCGUGCAGGCUUUCCGCAUUGCGCCGGAGUACGCGAAGGGGAUCUAUAAUCUGCUUCCUGAGAAGAAAUUCGCGUUUGAGGAGGUGCAGGGAAGGGCUGGAGAGGAGGCGGAGAAGUGGGGGAAGGAAGCGAAAUUCCGGCCUAGUGCUGCGACCGAUAAGUUGGUGGGGAUGUGUCCUGCUAUGCCAGUCUAUAAUGCGUGA